AUGAAACACACGCUCUACUGUGUCCAGGCGCCUGUCGUGCGCCUCGUCACCUCCGCGCUCAACGGGCGGUCCGUGAUCGGCCUCGUCGCCAAUUUUGCGCUCGGGUUUGCGCCCGUCGCAGCCUGGCUCGCCGCGUUCAAGAACGCGGGCCGGAUCCCCGUCUCGGCUCGUCCUGCCAUCCACAGCUCGUGGGCGUUCCUCGCGGACGCCUUCCUGUUCGGCGACGCGUUCCAGGAGCUGGUCACACAGUACGGCGAGGGCAUGCGCGUCGCGUCGGUCGUCACGUGGGUCACCGCGUCCCAGUUUGCGCUCCUGGUGCUCGCCGCGUUGCCCGUGGCAGCAUGGCGCUUGCGCGGCGCAAACGCGAAACACGCGGGGUCACGUGACCGCGACCCCGCGUCGCUGCAGCUCUUGCUCGCGCUGCCCCUGCUCGCGUUCGUCGCGCUCGACGCCAUACACCUGUUGGCCGCGCAGCGCGACUUCACCUCUUUCAAGGACAUGCUCGCGUGGACCUCGUACGUGCUGCUGCAUUUGCUCGCGCCCAUUUUCACCGCUGUCUACCUGUACGUGUUCCGCGCGCCGGGCACCGUGCGCGCGUUCGCGCUCGCGCUCGGGAUCCAGAACCUCGCCGGCGUGUGUACGCAUCUGCUGGUGCCGACGGCGGCGCCGUGGUUCAUCCACAUGUACGGCGCACGCGACGUCGAGCACGUGACCUACGAGCAAGAAGGGUUCGCCGCGGGGCUCACCCGCGUCGAUACCCACCUCGGCACGCAUCUCAACACGAGCGGGUUCCACCGGUCCCCGAUCGUGUUUGGCGCGGUGCCGUCGCUGCACUCGGCGAUGGCCGUGCAGUGCUUUCUGUUUGUCGUGGUCUCGCUUUUGCCCGCGCUGCGCGUGCGCGGCGCCGGCGCCGGCUUCGGCCCGGCGGCGGCCGAGUCGUUUGUGCUUUCGGCCGUACCGGUGGCCUCCCGGCCGAAAGACGGCGACGACGACCUGGAAAGCGGCGCAGCCGCCGAGGUCGGCGGCGAUGACGUCAUGGGCUACGUCGUCUCCGACGAGGAGUCCUCGCGCAAGUCCGGCGACGGGGUCGUUUCUGCGGUCGUCUCGUGCGAGGAGUCCUCCGACAGCGCCAGCCACGAGGCCGCCGAGGCCGCCGCUGAGGCUACGGCCAAGCUGCUGGCACCAGCCGGCGCCGAUGGCGCCGGCGGCGCCCAGGGUGCCAGCGGUGGGUCCUCCACUGCUCCCACGGCCAGCUCCCGCUGGCUCUACAUUUUCCGCCGGCCCGUCAUCUCGUUCACGCUGGCUACCGCGUUCCCACUUCUCCAGUGGUGGAGCACCAUGUAUCUGGACCAUCAUUUCCGUUUCGACCUCUUUGUCGGGCUACUCUACGCGCUCACCGCGUUCCACAUCGUGGACGCACUGUUGCUGACGCCGCGCGUCACCAGCGUGUGGCUCGACAUCCGCGCUGGAACGCGGGAGGAUCCGCGGAACGAGGCCUGCACCAUGGGCAUGCGCGUAUUCCGCGGAACGCGCCUCGAGUGGUUCUUCGACCCACUCGCUUAG
Lachancea mirantina is the source of this 1563-nucleotide messenger RNA. Lineage: Eukaryota; Fungi; Ascomycota; Saccharomycetes; Saccharomycetales; Saccharomycetaceae. The record is from the annotation of a GenBank genome assembly.